AUGGCGAGGUCAAGGCUCCAGCUUCCAUUGGGCAAUAAAAUGGAAAUCGUGACAGGCACAAUACACACCCUUCUGCCAAAACUGGACACCCUGCUGACAAGUGAAUACAAGCUGCAGAGAGGCCUAGAUGGCAAUAUCAAAUCCCUGAAAGCCGAGCUGGUUAGCAUGGAUGCUGCACUGACGAGAGCAUCUGAGGCACAGAUGAGCGACGACAUGGUCCAGAUCUGGGCAAGGGAGAUGAGGGACCUGUCCUAUGACAUUGAAGAUAUUAUCGACAAAUUCAUGGUUCGUGUGAAGGCUCAUCCAUCGUUACAGCUGCCUGGAAUUAUAGGGUUUUUUGUUAGUUGUUUGGGAUCUCUGACUAGGGCAAAAACUCGUCGUCAGAUUGCCGGCGACAUUGAACACAUUAAGAAACUUAUCACCGAGGUUGCUGAACGGCGCCAGAGGUAUAAGUUUGAUGAUAUUGUCGACCAGCCCAUGGCUCAAGCAAUUGACCCCCGUUUGCUCGGCAUGUUCGAAGAAUCAACGAAGCUCGUCGCGAUUAGUGGCCCAACGAAGGAAUUGUGUGGCCUGCUUAUGGAGCAUGAAGGCACAUCAAAGCGGCAGCUCAGAGUGGUAUCCAUCGUCGGAGUUGGUGGCUUAGGAAAGACCACGCUUGCCACUGUGACAUAUCAACAGCUUAGGCAUCAAUUCAGUUGCAGUGCUUUUGUUUCGGUGUCACUUAGGCCUGAUCUGAAGAAAAUUCUAGGCAGCUUGCUUCGCCAAGUUAGUGAGCAGGAAGGUUACCCUAACAAUGAAACAUGGGAAGUUGACGAGCUUAUCAAUAAAAUCAGAGGAGUUCUUGCUAAUAAGAGGUACUUUAUUAUAAUUGAUGAUAUAUGGGACGAAUCAGCGUGGAAAUAUAUACAGUGUGCACUUAUUGAGAACAAUUACGGUAGCAGAAUAAUAACAACAACUCGUUUAGCUAGUGUUGCUGCAUCAUGCUGCUCAGACAUUGAUGGUAGCAUCUAUAAACUAAAACCACUUUUGCUCGACGACUCGAAGCAGUUGUUCUACAAGAGAGUAUUCGGCAGCGAGGACGGCUGUCAUCCGGAACUGAAAGAGAUAUCAGAGAAAAUUUUAAGGAAGUGCAGUGGGGUGCCAUUAGCCAUCACCACUAUAGCCAGUCUAUUGGCAAAUAAACCAGGCAACAAGAGUGAGUGGAACAGGGUGCACAACUCCAUUGGUUUUGGGGUUGAAAAAUGCACUAACAUGGACAACAUGCGUCAGAUACUGUCUAUUAGUUAUGAUGGCUUGCCUUCUGUCCUAAAGCCCUGCUUGUUGUAUUUUACUGUCUUUCCGGAGGAUUACAGUAUUCCCAUAGAUCAAUUGGUACGAAGAUGGAUAGCCGAAGGCUUUGUCCAUGGGCAACAUGAUGCCCUGGAUGAACUAGGAUAUUCAUACCUGUUUGAGCUCAUUAACAGAAGCUUGAUUCAACCAGAGAAUUUAACCGCUUAUGAUGGGAUUCAGUCUUGUCGUGUGCAUGAUAUGGUAUUAGAUCUCAUCACAUCCCUUGCAACCAAAGAGAAUUUUGUCACUACAUUUGAUGGACGCCAGCUUGCAGAUCAUCCAGGGAAGGUUCGCCGGUUGUCACUCCAAAACAAUGAAGAAGAGCACAACUUAACACAUGCAACAUUGAACGUAUCUCAUUUGAGAUCACUUAUUGUUUUCCCUGGUGCUACUAACUUGAUGCCACCUCUUUCAGACACCCCGGUUUUGCGAGUAUUGGAUUUGGAGCACUGCCGUGACCUGGAGAAUCAUCACAUUGCUGGUGUUCAGAAAUUGCUCAAUCUGAGGUACCUUGGGCUAAGGGAUACCAAUAUCACAAGACUCCCAAGAAAACUUGGUAACCUGCAAUGCUUGCACACAUUAGAUCUGAGUCAAACUUCCAUAACUAAACUGCCAUCAUCGGCUGUUUGCUUGAAACAAUUGGUGCGCCUCUAUAUUGAAGAUUCAGUGAAGCUGCCCAAGGGAAUUGGGCAGUUGAAUUUACUGGAGGUGCUCUCAUCUUACGGUGUGAGCAGCUCACCAAGUAUUGUGGGAGAGCUAGGCAAUUUAACCGAGCUGAGAGUUCUCCAUAUCUCAUUGGCUAGUGGUAAUGGUAGUCUUGGUGGGUGGCGCAACACCUACGAGAAACCUUUGUGUGAUUCCUUGUUGAAACUGCAGAAAAUCCAAGAGUUGCAUAUCCGAUCUUUUGGAGCACCCACGGAAUUCAUUGCAGAUUUAGGAUGGUCUCCUCAACACCUCCAAGAUUUCUUUGGCAGUCCUAUGUCCAGAUUGCCAAGUUGGAUGAACUACUCUCUCUCAAACCUGUACCAGAUAACCAUGACGCUCAACAUACUACGGCAGGAGGACAUCCAGAAUAUCGGGAUUAUACCAUUUCUACGUUCUCUUCAUCUCUCUGUCAGGAAAAUCGAAUCGACAGGACAUAAGCUGCUCAUUGGCACAGAUCACACGCAAUUCCGGUGCCUGUGUCAUCUUGGGUUGAGCAGUCAUCACGCGAUGGGCCUCAUGUUUGUACAGGGAGCUGUGCCAAGCCUUGUAAGUCUUGAUAUUGUGCUCCGGGUUCGUGAGACGAAGGACUUGUAUGGCGACUUCAAUCUUGGAUUGGAAAAUCUGCAUUCUGUCAGGCAAAUCAGUGUGAAAAUUGGUUGUACCGGUUGCAGGAGAUGUGAGGUGGACAGUGCAGAGGCUGACAUAAGAAGGGCAAUCAUGAACAAUCCUAACAAUCCAACGUUUGAGAUCACCAGAUGUUUUGAAUAUGAAUUGGAUGAGGUGCAACACCUGGUCAAUGAGGAAACAACUGAAGAAGAGGAGGUACUGAUUGAGGAGGUACUGAUUAAGUAA
Messenger RNA from Oryza brachyantha (malo sina), 2886 nucleotides. Its product is annotated as disease resistance protein RGA5-like. Gene Ontology annotation, molecular function: ADP binding. NCBI's taxonomy places the organism in Eukaryota, Viridiplantae, Streptophyta, Magnoliopsida, Poales, Poaceae. The coding region runs from base 1 to 2886 and encodes 961 amino acids. The transcript has 3 exons. The record is from RefSeq and is a predicted model, not a curated record. Gene Ontology annotation, biological process: defense response to other organism.